ACCGUGUAUAAUUUAUCCCUAGUUCAUUUAGCGGUUAUCUUAGGAAUUAAUUCAGUCUUUACUCUUUAAAAUGUGUAGUUAUGUACCAAAAGCAACAACAAAAGUAGAAGUAGUGAGUGAGAUGCGGAGGGAGUUGAGUUGCUAACUGCCGGAACACAUGGGCUUAAGGCUGGAUAAUGCUGCUCCUUCCUGCUCUGCUGGAAGAGACCCUGCUGGAAAGACCACGCUGACACUGCCCUCCACAUGUGAACACCAUGGGAGGGGAGGCGUAUGCCACAAUGCACACCUGCCGUGCCCAUUCCCAACCAUAGCCAACCCCCUGUCGUCUUCCGCUUCAAAAAAAAAAAAAAAACUGGCUCAUCCACAGCAAAGCCAGCCACGGGCAUCUCUUCCAGCUAGGAACUUGGAGGAUCGAUGCUUUCUUUGUCACAAAGCAAAACCAGUCAGCAGCACUCUGUCUCAACUCUCAUCCCUCCCUCCCUCCGUUUUAUUUCAGUCUAGGCUCCAAGCUGGCAUUUCGGAUCCAUCAAUCAAUUUGGCAGGCACCGUGCAACAAGAAAACUUAGAGACGCUGUAGAGGAUCUCAUCUCCACCCCGUUGUUGCCAUUGCCGGUGCUACUAUAGAGGAGGAGUAUAUCUUUUUGGUUGAUGCGCGGGACGCAAUGGCGCCGCCGCCGCCGCCCCCUUCCUCCGCUCCGACCAAGAAUCGCAUCAGGUGGCUGCGAGGCAACAAGAAGGUGGUCGACAGGUACCUCGGCGAGGCGCGGGCGGCUCUCGCUGCGGCGGCGCAGGACACCGAGGAUGCGGACGACGCGGCGGCGGCGGCGCUCGGCCUGGUGACCGUCGCCCUGGAGAUGUCGCCGCGGGCCGAGGCGGCGCUGGAGCUCCGGGCGCGGGCGCUCCUCGCGCUCAGGCGCUACCGCGACGUCGCCGACAUGCUCUGCGACUACAUCCCCAGCUGCUGCGCCAAGUCGUGCUCGGCCGACGACGCCACCACCGCCUCGUCCUCCUCAUCCUGCUCGUCUGGCUCCGGGGCAGAUCUCCUGUCACCGGACCACGACCGCCCCGACGCUGGCCGCUUCCUGUGCUGCCUCGACGUGUCCGGCCUCAAGCGCCGCCUGGUCGCCACCUUCUCCAGCAUCCACGCCCACCAGUGGAGGUACUUGGUCCUGGGCCAGGCUUGCUUCCACCUCGGCCUGAUGGAGGACGCGUUGGUGCUUCUCCAAACCGGUCGCCGCCUCGCCUCCGCGGCGUUCCGGCGCGAGAGCGUGUGCUGGUCGGAGGACAGGUUCCCGCCCCCGUCGAACCUGCUGGCGCCCGCCAAUACAAGGGCGGAGUCCGUGUCGCAGCUGCUGGCGCACGUGAAGCUGCUCCUCCGCCGCCGCGCCGCCGCGGUGGCGGCGCUGGACGCCGGCUUCCCCGGCGAGGCCGUGCGCCAUUUCAACAAGGUGCUCGACACGCGCCGCAGCGUGCUGCCGCACCCCUUCGCCACGGCCUGCCUCGUGGGCCGCGCCGCGGCGUUCCGCUCGGCGGGGCGCCCCGCGGACGCCAUCGCGGACUGCAACCGCGCGCUGGCGCUGGACCCGGCCUAUAUCCCAGCGCUGCGCGCGCGUGCCGACGUGCUGGAGUCGGUCGGGGCGCUUCCGGACUGCCUCCGGGACCUCGACCACCUGAAGCUCCUGUACGACGCCGCGCUCCGGGACGGCAAGCUGCCAGGCCCGUGCUGGCGCCCGCAGGGCGGCAUCCGGUUCGCGGAGAUCGCGGGCGCGCACCGCACGCUCACCGCGCGCAUCCAGCAGCUCCGCGGCCGCGUCGCCGCCGGCGUCGACUACUACGCACUCCUCGGGGUGCGGCGCGGGUGCACGCGGUCGGAGCUGGAGCGCGCGCACCUGGUGCUGACGCUGAAGCUGAAGCCCGAGCGGUCGGUGUCGUUCGCGGAGAGGAUGGAGCUCGUGGACGAGCACCGGGACCUGGAGGCGGUGCGCGACCAGGCGCGCAUGUCGGCGCUGUUUCUGUACCGGAUGCUGCAGAAGGGCUACUCGUUCAUCAUGUCGGCGGUGCUGGAGGAGAGAGGCAAGGACGCCGCUGCCACGGCAGGGCCGGAGGAAGAAGAAAAAGAGGUGGUGGCAACAGUGCAAGGGAGUGCCACUGCAAACGGUGGCAACAUGCCUAUGGCGACUGCAGCCACACCACCAUUGAUCCCGCCGUUCCAUGGCGUGUUCUGCCGCGACAUGGCGGUGGUGGGCACCCUGCUGUCCCGAGGCGGGUUCGACCGUCCGAUUCCGGUGAAUUGCGAGGCAAUGAGCUGCUGAUAUGAUGAACUUUGCUCUAGUGGCUGAUUUGUUUCGGAUUAAAA
Messenger RNA from Zea mays, 2356 nucleotides. RefSeq lists its product as uncharacterized. NCBI's taxonomy places the organism in Eukaryota, Viridiplantae, Streptophyta, Magnoliopsida, Poales, Poaceae. The record is from RefSeq and is marked validated. Gene Ontology annotation, molecular function: protein binding.